Molecule: messenger RNA, 480 nt
Organism: Recurvomyces mirabilis
Lineage: Eukaryota; Fungi; Ascomycota; Dothideomycetes; Mycosphaerellales; Teratosphaeriaceae
Gene: CSE4
Product: centromeric DNA-binding histone H3-like protein cse4
Exons: 2
Coding region: 1-480 (159 amino acids)
Cellular component (GO): nucleosome
Molecular function (GO): protein heterodimerization activity; structural constituent of chromatin; DNA binding
Source: RefSeq, a predicted model, not a curated record
AUGGCGCGAACACAAGUAUCCGGCACAGCGCGUCGAGGAGGACGGCCAAGCAUGGGCGGAAAACGAGCACCGGGCAGUAGACUGAGUGGUGGACGGAAUAGUCUGGGAGGGAAAGCGCCUAGACGAAGCGGUGCAUCAACAGCAGUCAGUCCAGGACGCAAGAAGCCGCGAUAUAAACCAGGCACAGUCGCACUACGGGAAAUCAGGAAAUAUCAGAGGAGUACUGAGUUGCUCAUGGCCAAGCUGCCCUUCUCGCGACUGGUCCGAGAGAUAUCGUUAAACAUGGCACCCGUGAGCUCGGAAGUCACCCGGUGGCAGUCGCAGGCGAUACAAGCACUACAAGAAGCUGCAGAGGCCUUCCUAAUACACCUUUUCGAGGAUACGAAUCUGUGUGCCAUCCAUGCGAAGCGGGUGACGAUUAUGCAGAAGGAUAUUCAGCUUGCGAGACGGAUACGAGGGGCGUGGGGUGGAUUGGGGUGA